Molecule: messenger RNA, 1290 nt
Organism: Trypanosoma cruzi
Lineage: Eukaryota; Euglenozoa; Kinetoplastea; Trypanosomatida; Trypanosomatidae
Product: hydrolase-like protein, putative
Exons: 1
Coding region: 1-1290 (429 amino acids)
Source: RefSeq, a predicted model, not a curated record
AUGCGUUCUGAAGAGAUGGUGACAUUUGUGCGGUAUUGCACCGCAAGUGAUAUGCGCAUCGAGCUCUGCUAUCAAUGUUUUGGUGAUCCACUUAAACAGAUGCCGGUUGUGCUUCUCAUUGGUGGGCUUAACAUGCAAAUAUAUGCCUGGGAUGAGGCGUUCUGUGAAAAACUAGUCAAGUGUGGUUUUUUUGUAGUGCGCUUUGAUAACCGUGACAUUGGACUUUCCACAAAAGUAGAGAAACGCGGUAGUGUCAUACCAGCUCGUCUGUUGCUGCCAAAAGCUCUUGCCUUUGGGGAACGUCUUCCCUACACGAUUAAGGACAUGGCACGUGAUGCUCUGGGGCUAUUGGAUGCGCUUGGCAUUCCAUCUGCCCACGUUAUGGGCAUCAGUAUGGGUGGCAUGAUUGCACAGACGAUGGCGCUUCUUUCUCCGCACCGUGUCCUUAGCCUCACAAGCAUCAUGUCAACAACAAAUGCCCCUGACCUUCCAGAUCCUCAGCUGUGGGUUAAAAUGUGGCUUCUACGGAAACCACCUGUGAAUUGCACGCUUGAUGAACUUAUAAACUUCCGUCUUGAAUCAAUAAAAAAGCUACUGAGGGGCACUUUGCCGGUUGACGAGGAACACUUAAAGCGGGGGUAUUUAAAAUCACUGCAGAGAAGUUCCUACUCGGCGGGCCUCAUUCGACAGGCUGCGGCGAUUCGUAGAUGCCCCGGACGUGACGAGGACCUUCGUUCUCUCUCGUGUCCGACUCUAGUGAUCCACGGCCAGCAGGAUGUGCUGAUGCCACCUGCCCACGGCCAUCGCACGGCGUCUGUGAUACCGCGUGCCAAGUUGGUAAUUCUGGAAAGCAUGGGGCAUUACUUUCAUCCCGCCUUUUUUACCCCAAUUAUUUCCCAUUUUGUGGAGGUUGCAAAUGCAUGUGAAGAAAAUGGUAAGUACGGGAGACCUAUUGGGCUUAAUAUUCCGUAUUGUAUAUCCUCCUUUCCUGGCGUAUCUGUGGAGGAGAAGUUUUCCUCUUGCACGGAGGAGCGGCAUUCGGGUCGUGCUGAAGCGUCACUUUCUGUGCAUCCACCAGACAAGGUCACAAAAACGGAAAUGCCGUUGAAUGGACAGACAGCGAUAUGUGCUUGCAGUAAUACUACCGGAGAGAGUGCAGAUGUCAGCUUUGUGGCGUGCAGGUGCGCUUCGGAAAUUUCUGUUGAAGAUGUUCGACAAAACAUAUUGGAGGAGCAAUUAGCAGAAGUUUCACUGGUGAAUACCCCAGAGACUAGUAUAAGCCAAGAGUGA